Molecule: messenger RNA, 4145 nt
Organism: Clupea harengus (Atlantic herring)
Lineage: Eukaryota; Metazoa; Chordata; Actinopteri; Clupeiformes; Clupeidae
Product: adenosine deaminase RNA specific B1
Biological process (GO): RNA processing; adenosine to inosine editing
Cellular component (GO): nucleolus; cytoplasm
Molecular function (GO): tRNA-specific adenosine deaminase activity; adenosine deaminase activity; double-stranded RNA adenosine deaminase activity
Source: RefSeq, a predicted model, not a curated record
AAGGACCAUAUCCCUCCUGUUUCAGAGCUUCUCACCACACAAGGACUCCCUCAGAUGGCUUGGGGCUUUUUCACAAAUCUGUUCAUUUGGUCUCUCAGCACUGGGCAUUCAGUUUCUGGGGCAGCGCAGCCGAUAGGAGCAGCAUUGAGCGUUUAAAGAGGCCUGAAAAACAUGGCCACUCAGCAAACGGGAUUAAUCGCAUCCUCAAGUCCCUGUCAGGAACCAUCAAUCAAUACAUGCCUACGUCAAUAAAGCUAUUGAUUUAAAGAAUGUUAUUCUUAUUAAUUGAAUGAUUUAGAUUUAUUUAGUUAUGCUCUUUAUCAAUCUAUUGCUUUAGCACAUCAACCAAAUGGCAUGAUCUUUUUUUUUAAUCAUCUCAAAAUGAGAUUCAGAUAUUUCUGGGAAUAGUCAGACAUGCUAACUAUAUGUAUAAAAUAACAUUUCAUUCUCAUGUACGCUAAGACUAGAUCAGGCUUUCAAAGGAUUGCUUUUUGGUGAAAUAGAACUGCAGUGUUCCUGCUGACUCCCAAGACUCCUAUAGUUGAAUCCUGUUUGCUGAGGAGAUGGAACCCCAUAACCUGGUAAACAGUGAUUAAGGUAAUAAACACAGUCAUGGUAACGAUGGAAAUGUUUGUGUACUUCGGGCUCUUGAUAUUUAUAGCACAAGGUGGAAGGAGUGGUUGUCAGUGACUUCAUUUGUUUGUGAAGUCUACGUAGGCUACCACUGGAACUGACAGAAGGGAAUGAGGAAUGAGCCUAGUAUUUCUGUAAGAGGUGUAGCCUACCUCUAGGUCUGCUUAGGGCCCGACUCCUCUCCACAGUCAACUGCCAGAUGGAGAGGGAUUUCCUGACGGCCGCUCAAGCCUAUCAUUUCAUGUAGGUAACCAGCUGUCCGUGGAGCAGAUCUGACAAUAGGUUUGCAUUCAGCUGCUAUAAUUUGAUAAUUGGUAUAAGAACACAUUUCAAGCACUAAGCUAGCCAUUAUAGUUGAUAGGUUUUUGAUGAGUUACUUGUAAAAAACAAAAAAAACACAGCACAUAAUGUAGACUGAGUACCCUGGACCAAAGUAUUUGAAAAAAAGCAUAUCUCAUACAGAUACCUGGCCUAAUUAGUUUAAUAUAUCAACAUGCGACAAAUGGUAACUACACGCCACAAAUUCCGCCAUUAGAAAUGAAAGCGUGAAGAUCUUAAUUUUAACCAAUAGACCAGUCCGAUCCACCUGUCAAAGCUCUUUUAGCCAAUCAGUGCUUACAGCAUGGUCUCCGCCUCAAAAGUAUUGGCCAAUCGGGUGAAUAGAACGCAAGUCGCUCAUGCCUACUUCGUAUUCCACAUCCAACGUCCUAUGGAAAAUCUCUAUAGCUCUUUCUUACCCAAUCAAAUCAAUGAUAUAUUAUCUAGUUUCCGUGCACAGCGUGGAUCUCAAUGUCUGCAUUCCGACCCUGUUAUUACAACAACUGAUUUAUUGUUUUAUGUACCAUUCAUCCUCGGGUCCUGCAGUCGAACUGUAAAAGCCAAAAUUGGGUAACAAGCGCGUGUUCUGUAGUCUACAUAUACAGUGUUGCAAAAACGACGUGUGCCAAGCCUCGCGCAAGGAGACUGCCUCAUCAACGGUCCCCAAAUCGUGGCUGAAUUGAUUCGUCUCUCUCUUGUGUGUGACGUUGGGGUGUGAUUAUCCUGUGAGGUCCCUAACCACUAGCACAGGGGAUUAAACAUCUCAUCCUGUGUGGAACUGGAAAUCAUCUGUGGAAAAGCUACUACCCCAUACAGGUAUCCACACCAAAACAAUGACUGAAGGCAGAGCUGGAGUCAGGCAGCCCAGAGGGCAGCAGAAGUUCCUCAGCAUGGAGAUGGAUGAAGAGGAGAACAUGAGUUCGAGCAGCACAGACGUUAAGGAAAAUCGCAACCUGGACAACCGCUCCUCCAAAGAGGGGCCGGGCGAGGGGGUGCAGAUCCCCAACGGGAGUGGCGGCGGCGGCGGGCGCAAGCGCCCCCUAGAGGAGGGCAACAACGGGCACUCGCAUGGAAAAUUCCGCCCCAAGCGGCGUAAGAAAACGCCAGGGCCCGUGCUGCCCAAGAACGCACUGAUGCAGCUGAACGAGAUCAAGCCGGGCCUGCAGUACAAGCUGCACUCGCAGACGGGGCCCGUGCACGCGCCCGUCUUCGUCAUGACCGUGGAAGUCAACGGCCAGCUCUUCGAGGGCUCCGGCCCCACCAAGAAGAAGGCCAAGCUGAACGCCGCCGAGAAGGCGCUGCGCUCAUUCGUGCAGUUCCCCAACGCCUCCGAGGCUCACAUGGCCAUGGGUCGCACACUCACCGUCAACACCGACUUCACCUCCGACCAGGCCGACUUCCCCGACAUGCUCUUCAAUGGCUUCGAGACGCCCACGCCACCCGAGGAGACGUUCUACCUGGGCACCAACAGCAACGGCUCGCUGGUGUCCCUCGGGGACUACCCGGUGCCCGUCACUCCCUGCAGCAACACGCUGGCGCAGCCGGUGCUGCCGGUGGCCACGUUCACCACGUCCACCAGCGGCAAGAACCCGGUGAUGAUCCUCAACGAGCUGCGGCCGGGCCUCAAGUACGAGUUUGUGUCGGAGAGCGGCGAGAGCCACGCCAAGAACUUUGUCAUGUCGGUGACGGUGGACACGCAGACGUUCGAGGGCUCCGGGCGGAACAAGAAGCUGGCCAAGGCCCGCGCCGCCCAGGCCGCCCUCUCAGCGCUCUUUAACAUGCAGCUGGACCAGACGCCCUCACGCCAGCCCAUCCCCCGAGAGGGCCUGCAGCUCCACCUGCCACAGGUUCUCGCAGAUGCAGUCUGCCGUCUCAUUGUGGACAAAUUCAGCGAGCUGACAGACAACUUCACUUCACCGCACGCCCGCAGAAAAGUCCUCUCAGGGGUUGUCAUGACAACAGGCACAGACGUCAAGGAGGCCCAGGUGAUCUGCGUCUCCACGGGAACCAAGUGUAUAAACGGCGAGUACAUGAGCGACCGUGGCCUGGCGCUGAAUGACUGCCACGCCGAGAUCGUGGCCCGCCGGUCCCUGGUGCGCUUCUUGUACAGCCAACUGGAGCUCUUCCUCAGUCGGGAGGAGCAGCAGACGUCAGUCUUCACCCGCUGUGAGAAGCACGGCUACCGUCUGAAGGACAAUGUGCAGUUUCACCUCUACAUCAGCACAUCGCCCUGCGGGGACGCGCGCAUCUUCUCACCGCACGAGGCCAACAUGGAAGAUCAAGGCGACAGGCAUCCGAACAGGAAGGCUCGUGGGCAGCUGCGGACGAAGAUCGAGUCUGGUGAGGGGACUAUUCCUGUGCGGUCCAGCAACACCAUCCAGACCUGGGACGGCGUGUUACAGGGGGAAAGGCUGCUCACCAUGUCCUGCAGUGACAAGAUCGCCAGAUGGAACGUGGUGGGGAUCCAGGGCUCUCUGAUGAGCUACUUCAUGGAGCCUAUGUACUUCUCCAGCAUCAUCCUGGGCAGCCUGUACCACGCUGACCACCUGUCGCGCGCCAUGUACCAGCGCAUCGCCGACAUCGAGGACCUGCCCCAGCCCUUCACCCUCAACAAACCCCUACUGAGCGGCAUAAGCAACGCAGAGGCCCGGCAGCCAGGAAAGGCCCCCAACUUCAGCGUGAACUGGACCGUGGGAGACCAGGCGCUAGAGGUGAUCAACGCCACGACAGGCAAGGACGACCUGGGCAGACCCUCCCGUCUCUGCAAGCACGCCUUCUACAGCCGCUGGGUGCGCCUGCACACCAAGCUGGCACCGAGCCUGCGGAUCAAAGGACCCAAGCCCAGCUCGUACCACGACGCCAAGCAGGCAGCCGAGGAGUACCACACAGCCAAACAGACUCUCUUCAAGUCCUUCCAGAAGGGCGCCCUCGGCGCCUGGGUCAAGAAGCCCAGCGAACAGGACCAGUUCUCCCUCAACACCUAAUGGAGAGACCGCAUGGACAUACAGACAGACAAACACAGAGAAGGGAGGGAUUAUGUGUGAGGAAAGAGAGAGAGAGAAAGAGAGAGAGAAUGAGGGAGAGGAGGAUGGCAGCGAACAGAGGCGUCGUCAGCCAAUCAGACAUCACUUAUCACAAUGUGGUUACGUGUGUGUGUGUGUGUGUGUGUGUGUGUGUGUGUGUGUGUGUGUGUG